This is a messenger RNA of Haliotis rubra (blacklip abalone), 1586 nucleotides long. RefSeq lists its product as uncharacterized. The record is from RefSeq and is a predicted model, not a curated record. The coding region runs from base 9 to 1442 and encodes 477 amino acids. Lineage: Eukaryota; Metazoa; Mollusca; Gastropoda; Lepetellida; Haliotidae. The transcript has 6 exons.
AAGUUGGGAUGGAGCAGGUUAAAGAAGCUGGAGUGGCAGAAAAAAGUGGGGACACUAUGAUGAAGGCAUCUCAAGAGGAAGUGAAUGCUGAAGAUGAUUCUGUUGUUAUGAACAAACAGGUUGAGGAAACUGCUAAAGGAAAAGUUGAACAAGGAGAAAUUUCAUCUGACGUUGGACAUAAUGUUGAGCAAAUGGACCAAAAUGAAGAAUCUGUGACUUUGAAAGAGGUGUCGGUUGUCAGUCAGGAGAGUGUACAGGAAGAAGUUGACACAAGAGAUCGGUGUGAAAAGACCCAAGAUACUGACCAGAUGUUUGAUUCUGAGGAAGAUUCUGAUGAUGGAAGCAAGAGGAAACGUGUUGAGUCCCAAAAUUCAUUUGGUUUUACCGUCAGCAAUACUGAGACCACCAUCUCCACAGAAGGUCCUGGUCUCCUGGAUGCCUUGAGUCUGAUCCCAGAACUGCAGGAACUGGAUGAGGACACAUUUGCUGAGGACGUGAAGGAGCCCAAGUCCAUCAUGACAGGGCCUGGUUCACAGACUCCUGAAAGAGUCGCCUCCCCUGAAAUUGUUGCGCUUACGCAGGGAAGUUUUUCCUCCAUUAGUGCCUUACUACGAAGUGAGUUCUCUUUGGCGUCUGUAUCCACCGCAACACCUCCACCAUCGCCAAUGAACUUUCUGCGUAUUCGGGAUCCUGUUUCACCGCUACCUCCAUCCCCAACAGGGCUUCUGGACGACCCCCCUCCUGUUAAAAUAGGAAAAUCAAAAAGAAAGACUUUAAGGAAAACCAAAAAUAGACCUGAGACCCCACCUACUCCUGAUGGUGCCAGGUUUACCAAAAUAACGCCAUUGGAUGAAGCAGUGUCUUCCAUGACUUCAGGGACGCAUAGACGGGUAGCACGGCUAGCUCGGCCUCAAGCAGACUUGCCAAACUUCGGUGCUGAUCUAUCUUCGACAACUGUGAGGCCAAAGGCUGUGUACUCCAAGCCUGGAACUGCUGGUCAGGUCGAUGCCUCUUUCUUCCCAGCAGUGAGAUCUGCAGAGAUAUCUUUAGCUAAACAGCAAUUGGCCAAAAGGCAGGAAAACAAGGAGAAGAAGGAGCAAGAGAAGAAAACAAGAAAACGGAAAAGUCUGGAAUCGGAUGCUGCUCCUGAGAAAAAACAGGUAAUGAAGACCCAGACCCAGAACCUUCCACCAGCUUCAGUUACAGGGGCAGAAAGGGCCCUAGAGAACUAUCUCCAGUCAACAGAUGCCACACCAGCUUCCUUCUGCGAAAGUGUCAUCGGCAAACAGUUCACGACAGAUGUUGCCAUGGAGAUCUUCAGGGCUGUUGUCAAGACCUGGUUAAUAGUUAUGUCUGCUCAGACGAGCUGCAGGCGAGUGACCAGCUCCCUCUGGUGUACGCAGCAUGCAUCGCAGGCUCUGACGUACAGGGGCCGUUCAUGACAGACACAGAGACACGCAUACUUGAGCUCAUCACAGCUGUACUGGAGAAGUAUACGCAGGAGUGCCCACGCUACCAGCUGAUGGAGCUGCUGUGGAACUCCAUCUUCCUGCCGUGUGUCACACUCCCCGGACGUCUGGCUCUCU